UCCUGCCACUGCAAGCUCCGUUGCAUAUAAACACUUCUCAAAGAUUGUUCUAAAUACACUUCAUUCUUACUUUCCUACAAUGAGCAAACCCAUAACUCACAGAAAAACCACCACCACCACCACCAAGCAGCCCCAUAAGACAGAGAAACAACCCUCAUGGGCUGUGGUAAGAGGCCUAUUGACCUGUAGAAAUGUCCAAGUGCAACAGCAUCAGAAGAAGCAGCCACAUCAUGAAGAGAAACAUCCUAGCCAGAACCGGGAGAAGAAGAAACCUCAAGAGGAACGUUUACCAGAAGAAAACAACAAGAAAUGCAAGAAAAUGAAAUGUUCAGGUUCGCUUUGUAAUAACACCAAGGUCGACAUGGCUAGGCCUGAAACAGGAACCCCUGAUGUCCACAAGAAAAGGGUCUCAUUGGGUGGUGCUUGUAACAACAAUAACGAUGCUGCUUCUAAUAGCAGAUCCAUGAAAGCCCCUCAAAACGAAAUCAAUAAAGGAGUUGUGUCUGCCUUUUCUUCUUCUUCUUCUACUUCAUUGUCUGCAGCAUCUUCUAAUUCUUCUGUGGGUGGUUCUAUUAGGAGAAUACCAUUCAGAAGACUCUCUGGUUGUUAUGAGUGUAGAAUGGUGGUUGACCCUGUUCUGGGUUUCACCAAAGACCCUUCUCUGAGAAGUAGCAUUUGCUCUUGCCCUGACUGUGGUGAAAUCUUCAUGAAAGCUGAAAGCUUGGAGCACCAUCAAUCUGUUAAGCAUGCAGUUUCUGAGCUUGGUCCUGAAGACACAAGCAAGAACAUAGUAGAAAUUAUAUUCCACUCUAGCUGGCUAAAGAAACAAUCCCCAGUGUGCAUAAUAGACCGCAUCCUUAAAGUACACAACAACCAGAAAACCAUAUGCAGAUUCGAAGAGUACAGAGACUUCAUCAAAGCCAAAGCCACAAAACUCUCAAAGAAACACCCUCGUUGCAUAGCAGAUGGCAACGAGCUACUUAGGUUCCACUGCACCACCUUUGUGUGUUCAUUAGGCCUAAACGGGUCCUCCAACCUCUGCAACUCAACAACACAAUGCAAUGUCUGCAGCAUAAUCAAGAACGGUUUCAAGGCCACAGUGACAGGAGAAUCCAACGGUGGAAAGGGUAUCUUGACAACUGCAUCAAGUGGGAAGGCACACGACAAAGCUGGGGUUUCAACCGAUGAGAGUGAGAGUAACGAGAAGAGGGCAAUGUUGGUUUGCAGGGUGAUAGCAGGGAGGGUGAAGAAGAAUGCAGAAGGUGGAAACAUGGAGGAGUAUGAUUCUGUUGCUGGUUCUGUUGGGGCUUAUGCAAAUUUGGACGAGUUGUAUGUUUUCAACCGUAGAGCUAUAUUGCCUUGUUUUGUUGUAAUCUAUAGAGGCUUUUGAUUACUGUUUUUUGGUAUUUGUUGGAUUAGGAGUGAGUGAACUUUUCUUACCAUUAAUUUCUUUGCUUUAGUUUAUUAGCUUUUUUACUUUUUGGCAUCAUAAGCUAAGUUGAACUACUUUACAUGUCUUUGGUAGUUUGGUGCUUUGUGGGGAGAGAA
Molecule: messenger RNA, 1548 nt
Organism: Gastrolobium bilobum
Lineage: Eukaryota; Viridiplantae; Streptophyta; Magnoliopsida; Fabales; Fabaceae
Exons: 2
Coding region: 80-1390 (436 amino acids)
Source: RefSeq, a predicted model, not a curated record